Eubalaena glacialis (North Atlantic right whale) is the source of this 2832-nucleotide messenger RNA. RefSeq names its product chloride channel accessory 2 (gene CLCA2). The transcript is spliced from 14 exons. Gene Ontology annotation, molecular function: intracellularly calcium-gated chloride channel activity. NCBI's taxonomy places the organism in Eukaryota, Metazoa, Chordata, Mammalia, Artiodactyla, Balaenidae. The record is from RefSeq and is a predicted model, not a curated record. Gene Ontology annotation, biological process: chloride transport.
AUGACCCAUGGGGACAGUGCAGGUCCUGUUUGCAGCCUGAAGUUUGUGACUCUCCUGGUGGUCCUAGGUCCGGAGCUCCUAUUCCUGGGAGCCGGAGUGCAGCUUCAAGAAAAUGGGUAUAAUGGAUUACUUGUUGCAAUCAAUCCUCAGGUAUCCGAGGAUCAGAACCUCAUCCCAAACAUUAAGGAAAUGAUAACUGAAGCUUCUUAUUACCUAUUCAAUGCUACCAAGAGAAGAGUGUUUUUCAGAAAUAUAAAGAUUUUAAUACCUGCCACAUGGAAAGCUAAUAAUUACAGCAAAGUAAAACAAGAAUCUUAUGAAAAGGCAAAUGUCAUAGUGACUGACUGGUAUGGGGCACAUGGAGAUGAUCCAUACACCUUGCAAUACAGAGGGUGUGGAAAAGAGGGAAAACACAUUCAUUUCACACCUGACUUUCUACUAAAUGAUGACUUAACAGCUGGCUAUGGAUCACGAGGCAGAGUGUUUGUUCAUGAAUGGGCUCAUCUCCGUUGGGGUGUGUUUGAUGAAUAUAACAAUGAGAAACCUUUCUACAUAAAUGGGCAAAAUCAAAUUGAAGUAACAAGGUGUUCAUCUGACAUCACAGGCAUUUUCUUGUGUGAAAGAGGCCCUUGCCCCCAAGAAAACUGUGUUAUUAGCAAGAUUUUCAAAGAAGGAUGCAUGUUUAUAUACAAUAGCACCCAAAAUGCAACUGCAUCGAUAAUGUUCAUGCAAAGUUUAUCUUCUGUGGUUGAAUUCUGCAAUGCAAGUACCCACACCCAAGAGGCUCCAAACCUGCAGAACCAAAUGUGCAGCCUCAGAAGUACGUGGGAUGUAAUCACAGACUCUGACGACUUUAAUAACAGUUUUCCCAUGAAAGGGACUGAGCUUCCGCCUCCUCCCACGUUCUCUCUUGUACAGGCUGGGGACAAAGUGGUCUGUUUAGUGCUGGAUGUGUCCAGCAAGAUGGCAAAGGCUGACAGACUCCUUCAACUGCAACAAGCAGCAGAAUUUUACUUGAUGCAGAUUGUUGAAAUUCAUACCUUUGUGGGCAUUGCUAGUUUUAAUAGCAAAGGGACGAUCAGAGCCCAGCUACACCAAAUUAACAAAGACGAUGACCGAAAGCUGUUGGUUUCGUAUCUGCCUGCCACUGUGUCAGCUGAAGCAGAAACCAGCAUCUGCUCAGGGCUGAAGAAGGGAUUUGAGAUGGUUGAAAAACUGAAUGGGAAAGCCUUCGGCUCUGUGAUGAUACUAGUGACCAGUGGAGAUGACGAGCACAUCACCAACUGCUUCCUCACUGUGCUCAGCAGUGGUUCAACUAUUCAUACCAUUGCCCUGGGUUCAUCUGCGGUCAAAAACCUGGAGGAAUUAUCACAUCUUACAGGAGGUUCAAAGUUCUUUGUUCCAGAUAAAUCCAACUCCAAUAGCAUGCUUGAUGCUUUCAGUAGAAUUUCCUCUGGAACUGGAGACAUUUUUCAACAACAUAUUCAGCUUGAAAGUAUAGGUGAAUAUGUUAAACCUCACCAUCAAUUGAAAAACACUGUGACUGUGGAUCACAGUGUGGGCAAUGACACUACCUUUCUAGUCACAUGGCAGACCAGUGGUCCCCCUGAGAUUGUAUUAUUUGAUCCUAAUGGAAGAAAAUACUACACAGAUGAUUUUACCACCAAUCUAGCUUUUCGGACUGCUCGCCUCUGGAUUCCAGGAACUGCUAAGCCCGGGCUAUGGACUUACACACUGAACAAUACCCAUCAUUCUCCUCAAGCCUUGAAAGUGACAGUGACCUCUGGCGCCUCCCACUCAGCCGUGCUCCCUGCCACUGUGGAAGCCUUUGUGGAAAGAGACAGCACCCAUUUUCCCCAUCCUGUGACAAUUUAUGCAAUUGUGAGAAAGGGGUUUUAUCCCAUUCUCAAUGCCACUGUAACUGCUACAAUUGAGUCAGAGACUGCAGAUCCUGUUACGCUGAAACUUUUUGAUGAUGGAGCAGGUGCUGAUGUUAUAAAAAAUGAUGGAAUUUACUCGAGGUAUUUUUUCUCCUUUGCUGUAAAUGGUAGAUAUAGCUUGAAAGUGCGUGUCAAUCAUUCUCCCAGCAUAAGUGCCUUAGUCCACUCUAUUCCAGGAAGUCAUGCUAUGUACGUACCAGGUUACAUAACAAAUGGUAAUAUUCAGAUGAAUGCCCCAAGAAAAUCGGUGGGCAGGAGAGAGGAAGAGCAAAAGUGGGGCUUUAGCUGAGUAAGCUCAGGGGGUUCUUUUUUUGUGCUGGGCGUUCCAGCUGACCCACAUCCUGAUGUGUUUCCGCCAUGCAAAAUUAUUGACCUGGAAGCUGUAAAAGUAGAAGAAGAGGUGACUUUAUCUUGGACAGCACCUGGAGAAGACUUUGAUCAGGGCCAGGCCAACAGCUAUGAAAUAAGAGUGAGUAAAAGUCUACAGAAUAUUCAAGAUGACUUUAACAAUGCCAUUUUAGUGAAUACAUCAAAGUUAAAUCCUCAGCAAGCUGGUACCAAGGAGAUAUUUACAUUCUCAUCAGAGCUUUUCACAAAUGGACCUGAACAUCAACCUGAUGGAGAGACACAAAAAAGCCACAGAAUUUAUGUGGCAAUACAAGCAGUAGAUAGGAACUCCUUAAAGUCUGCUGUAUCUAAUGUUGCUCAGGCAUCUCUGUUGAUUCCCCCAAAUUCUACUCCUGUAUUUGCCAGAGAUUAUCUUAUAUUGAAAGGAGUUUUGACAGCAAUGGGUUUUACAGGAAUCAUUUGCCUCACCAUAGUUGUAACACACUGUGUUUUAAACAGGAAAAAGAGAGCAGACAAGAAAGAGAAUGAAACAAAAUUAUUAUGA